GCCCACUGGACCACCUCCCAGCCCAACUGGCCCACCUCCCGGCCCACUGGCCCACCUCCCGGCCCCGCUGGCCCACCUCCGGCCCCACUGGCCCACCUCCCGGCCCACUGGCCCACCUCCCGGCCCCACUGGCCCACCUCCCGGCCCCACUGGCCCACCUCCCGGCCCCACUGGCCCACCUCCGGCCCCACUGGCCCACCUCCCGGCCCACUGGCCCACCUCCCGGCCCACUGGCCCACCUCCCGGCCCACGGCCCACCUCCCGGCCCACUGGCCCACCUCCCAGCCCCACUGGCCCACCUCCCGGCCCCGCUGGACCACCUCCGGCCCCACUGGCCCACCUCCUGGCCUACUGGCCCACCUCCUGGCCCACUGGACCACCUCCCAGCCCCACUUCCCGGCCCACUGGCCCACCUCCCAGCCCCACUGGCCCACCUCCCGGCCCACUGGUCCACCUCCCGGCCCACUGGCCCACCUCCCGGCCCACUGGACCACCUCCCGGCCCCACUGGCCCACCUCCCGGCCCCACUGGCCCACCUCCCGGCCCAACUGGCCCACCUCCCGGCCCACUGGCCCACCUCCCGGCCCACUGGCCCACCUCCCGGCCCACUGGACCACCUCCCGGCCCCACUGGCCCACCUCCCGGCCCCACUGGCCCACCUCCCGGCCCACUGGCCCACCUCCCGGCCCACUGGCCCACCUCCCGGCCCACUGGCCCACCUCCCGGCCCACUGGCCCACCUCCCGGCCCACUGGCGCACCUCCCGGCCCCACUGGCCCACCUCCUGGCCCACUGGCCCACCUCCCGGCCCCACUGGCCCACCUCCUGGCCCACUGGCCCACCUCCCGGCCCACUGGCCCACCUCCCGGCCCACUGGCCCACCUCCUGGCCCACUGCCCACCUCCUGGCCCACUGGCCCACCUCCUGGCCCACUGGCCCAGCUCCUGGCCCACCUCCUGGCCCACUGGCCCACCUCCCGGCCCACUGGCCCACCUCCUGGCCCACUGGCCCACGUCCCGGCCCCACUGGCCCACCUCCCGGCCCCACUGGCCCACCUCCAGGCCCCACUGGCCCCACUGGCCCACCUCCCGGCCCACUGGCCCACCUCCCGGCCCCACUGGCCCACCUCCCGGCCCACUGGCCCACCUCCCGGCCCCGCUGACCCACCUCCCAGCCCCACUGGCCCACCUCUCGGCCCACUGGCCCACCUCCUGGCCCACUGGCCCACCUCCCGGCCCCACUGGCCCACCUCCCGGCCCCACUGGCCCCACUGGCCCACCUCCCGGCCCACUGGACCACCUCCCGGCCCCACUGGCCCACCUCCUGGCCCCACUGGCCCACCUCCCGGCCCCACUGGCCCACCUCCUGGCCCGCAGCUCCCGCCACAUUGA
This is a messenger RNA of Procambarus clarkii (red swamp crayfish), 1390 nucleotides long. NCBI's taxonomy places the organism in Eukaryota, Metazoa, Arthropoda, Malacostraca, Decapoda, Cambaridae. The record is from RefSeq and is a predicted model, not a curated record.